UUCUUCAUCCAUGUAGCCUCCAUUAUAAAUUGCUUCGUCAAGUUUAUUGGCCUAUUAAAGCAAUUAGGAUCUUCAUUGUUUCUUUGAAGUUUGCACCUCCAUUAUUUGAUCUUGAUUAGUAACCCUCUCCAAACAUAUUUACAAGUUUUGAAUCAUUCAGAGAGUUAUUCUUUUGAGAGCUAACGAGUGAGGUUAUUAUUAUUUUUUCUUGUUCCUGUUUGUGUGAUUUUUUCACAGAUACCAUGCCGAUCACUAGAUCCCAAACUAGUAAAAAUGAAGAGGAUGAGCAAAAAAGAGAUAACAUUUUCCACACGAGAUGUUUGAUUGGUGGACAACCUAGUUCAUUGAUCAUCGAUAGUGGAAGUUGCACCAAUGUGGUGAGUUCUUCCCUUGUUGAGAAACUUGACCUACCUUGUGUGAAGCAUCCAAGGCCAUACCGCUUACAAUGGCUGAAUGAUAGUGGGGAGGUAAAAUUAUCUAAACAAUGCUUAGUUUCAUUUUCUAUUGGUAGAUACUCUGAUAAAGUUUUGUGUGAUGUUGUUCCAAUGCAAGCUGGGCACAUAUUACUUGGACGGCCAUGGCAGUUUGAUCGACGAGUAAAUCAUGAUGGUUUCCUUAACCAAUAUACUUUUGUGUUCCUUGGAAAGAAGUUUACUUUGGCUCCACUUCCUCCUCAAGAAGUCUACAAUGAUCAACUCAAACUUGCUAGUGAGAUGGGUAAGGGAAGUGAGGUAAAAUCAUUGAAAAAGGCUGAGAGUAAAGAGGCCCUUAGUGUUAAAAGCCAACUUAAAGGCCCAACAUUGGUGAGUGAUUGCACACACAAGUCACGAGAUGAGAAAGUGAGUUUAUUCGCUAGGUUUCGAGAUAUCAAAUUUGCUCUUUGUACAAAACAAACAUUUGUAAUUAUUAGGUUUAAGGAAAACUUUAUUUUGACUAACCUUAAUACACAUUUGCCUAGUUGUUUUGUUGAUCUUUUGCAGGAUUUUGAGGAUGUAUUUCCUUCUGAAAUGCCUAAGGGAUUACCUCCUUUACGAGGGAUUGAACAUCAAAUUGACUUUGUGCCUGGUUCGAGUAUUCCGAAUAGACCAGUCUAUCGAAGCAAUCCUGAAGAAACUAAGGAGUUGCAAAGGCAAGUUGAAGAUCUCUUAGAGAAAGGGUUAAUUCGUGAGAGUCUAAGCCCUUGUGCGGUCCCUGUACUUCUCGUCCCAAAAAAAGAUGGUUCUUGGAGAAUAUGUAUUGAUUGUCGUGCUGUCAACAAGAUUACGUUCUACAGGAAUCCAUGUGGAUGAGGAGAAGGUAAAGGCAAUUCAAGAAUGGCCUAUCCCUAAAACUGUUUCUGAUGUAAGGUCUUUCAUUGGGUUAGCCGGUUUCUACCGCAGGUAUAGGUGCCGUCCUCAUGCAAGAUAGUAAACCAAUAGCCUACUUUAGUGAGAAACUUGGUGGAGCACAUUUGAACUAUUCGACCUAUGAUAAAGAGUUGUAUGCCUUGGUAAGGGCAUUAGAAGUUUGGCAACAUUACCUUUUACCAAAGGAGUUUGUGAUUCACACUAACCAUGAAUCACUUAAGCACUUAAAGGGACAAGGUAAGUUGAACAAGCGACAUGCGAGGUGGGUUGAAUUUAUUGAAUCUUUUCCUUAUGUUAUAAGGUAUAAGAAAGGUAAAGAUAAUAUUGUGGCUGAUGCUCUAUCAAGGAGGUAUACU
Molecule: messenger RNA, 1702 nt
Organism: Gossypium raimondii (Peruvian cotton)
Lineage: Eukaryota; Viridiplantae; Streptophyta; Magnoliopsida; Malvales; Malvaceae
Exons: 3
Coding region: 243-1289 (348 amino acids)
Source: RefSeq, a predicted model, not a curated record